ACCGAGGGAGCAGCGUCACCGCAACACCGCGACCACCGAACACGACCAACCCAGGGCCGGGCCACGGCGUCCGGGAUGAAGCGCCGAGCCUCCGGGGAGAUGAACGCGAGGACGUGAGGCCCCCAGGCCGCCUUCGUCGCACCUGUGGCGGAUGAUGGGCUGCGGGGGGAGCAGGGCGGACGCUAUCAUCGAGCCGAGGUACCACGAGAGCUGGACCAGAGACACCGAGUCGACGUGGCUCACCAACACCGACGUGGAGGCUCCUCUGCCGGUUGGAAACAGUAAAACGUUCGAAUCGGGUCUACGCGAGAAGAGGAUGGUGACGACGGGCACCCAGUGCGGCAAACAAACGCUCCCCAGAACCAGAACCAGACGCUCCAUCAGCGAUCAAACCGGUCGUGACGCCAAGCGUAAAACGUCCAAAGAUUCGGCCGCAUUAGCCAAAGACGCUCAGUCCGUCUGCAGCGGCGACGGCGAGCCCGCCGAAACGUGCGACGACAGAUGAGGAUUCAACGACAGCGUUCGGGAUGCUGCAUUUUUUGUGCCCCCGCCCUUUGCCUCGCGCAUGCCAAAGCAAAGCUAGGGGUCAGGGAGCGGAUCCUUGCGGAACACCGCUACCAUCGGCUUCACUUCUCCCUUUCGAGAGUGCGUGAGGUGACUUUUUAGUGUUUUUCAAAAGAAACCAAAAGUGCUGUUUUGUAGAAAAACACCCGCAUGUGCCUACACUUCAUCCACUAAAAGCCUGGUGAUCACAAGUCGUGUUUGUGUUUAAAGCUUUUGUUGUUAUUUGGAGUGUUGUGUUCCUCACAUGGAUGAAGCCUCAGACAUGACAUGGAGAAAAAUACUCAUUUUGCGCUCAAAUUAUUAAUUUGUGCAAAUGAAAUGCUAUUUUCUGGACACAAAACACAAAUACGGAAGUCCCCUUUUGUAUUCAUAUAAUAAUAAUAUGUACAGUUGUGGUCAAAAGUUUACAUACACUUGUGAAGAACAUAAUGUCAUGGCUCUCUUGAGUUUCCAGUUAUUUCUACAACUCUGAUUUUUCUCUGAUAGCGUGAUUGGAACAGAUACUUCUUUGUCACAAAAAACAUUCAUGAAGUUUGGUUCUUUUAUGACUUUAUUAUGGGUGAACAGAAAAAAGUGAUCAAAUCUGCUGGGUCAAAAAUAUACAUACAGCAGCGCUAAUAUUUGGUAACAUGUCCCUUGGCCAUUUUCACUUCAAUUAGGCGCUUUCGGUAGCCAUCCACAAGCUUCUGGUUGAAUCUUUGACCACUCCUCUUGACAGAAUUGGUGCAGUUCAGUUCAAUUUGAUGGCUUUCUGACAUGGACUUGUUUCUUCGGCAUUGUCCACAAGUUCUCAAUGGGGUUUUGGGAAGGCCAUUCGAAAACCUUAAUUCUAGCCUGAUUUAGCCAUUCCAUUACCACUUUGUAUGUGUGUUUGGGGUCAUUGUCCUGUUGGAACACCCAACUGAGCCCAAGACCCAAUCAUCGGGCUAAUGACGUUAGGUUAUCUUGAAGAAUUUGAAGGUAAUCCUCCUUCUUCAUUAUCCCAUUUCCUCUCUGUAAAGCACCAGUUCCAUUGGCAGCAAAACAGCCCCACAGCAUAAUACUACCACCACCGUGCUUGACGGUAGGCAUGGUGUACUUGGGGUUAAAGGCCUCACCUUUUCUCCUACAAUCAUAUUGCUGGGCAUUGUGGCCAAACAGCUUGAUUUUUGUUUCGUCUGACUACAGAACUUUCCUCCAGAAGGUUUUAUCUUUGUCCAUGUGAUCAGCAGCAAACUUCAGUCGAGCCUUAAGGUGCCGCUUUUGGAGCAAGGGCUUCCUUCUUGCACGGCAGCAUCUCAGUCCAUGGAGAUGCAAAACACGCUUGACUGUGGACACUGACACCUGUGUUCCAGCAGCUUCUAAUUCUUGGCAGAUCUGCUUUUUGGUGAAUCUUCACCCUCCUGACCAAUUUUCUCUCAGCAGCAGGUGAUAGCUUGUGUUUUCUUGCUGAUCGUGGCAGUGACAAAACAGUGCCAUGCACUUUAUACUUACAAACAAUUGUUUGCACUGUUGCUCUUGGGACCUGCAGCUGCUUUGAAAUGGCUCCAAGUGACUUUCCUGACUUGUUCAAGUCAAUGAUUCGCUUUUUCAGAUCCAUGUAUGCAUAUUUUUGACCCAGCAGAUUUGAUCACUUUUUCUGUUAACCCAUAAUAA
Corythoichthys intestinalis (scribbled pipefish) is the source of this 2199-nucleotide messenger RNA. RefSeq names its product brain and acute leukemia cytoplasmic protein. The transcript is spliced from 3 exons. Bases 152 to 505 code for a protein of 117 amino acids. Gene Ontology annotation, cellular component: cytoplasm. The record is from RefSeq and is a predicted model, not a curated record. Lineage: Eukaryota; Metazoa; Chordata; Actinopteri; Syngnathiformes; Syngnathidae.